Myxocyprinus asiaticus (Chinese sucker) is the source of this 1962-nucleotide messenger RNA. Its product is annotated as complement decay-accelerating factor. The record is from RefSeq and is a predicted model, not a curated record. The transcript is spliced from 11 exons. NCBI's taxonomy places the organism in Eukaryota, Metazoa, Chordata, Actinopteri, Cypriniformes, Catostomidae. Bases 254 to 1369 code for a protein of 371 amino acids.
GCGUGUUUAUAUGUGUGUGUGUUGGUAUGACUGAAUCCGUUCCCUUUAAAGUGUUCGAUUCGCCGUUUGUACUGUAUGUGUAACUUUUCAAUUCAGCUGCAGCGGGAACGUGUCCAUUGAACUUAAUAUAUAGAAUCUUUCGUUUCUUCGGGAGUAGGUUUAUUUGAUCGUAUCGUGACUGUUCUGCCAGUUGUUGAGGUACAUAUUCAAGAGAAGUGUUUAUAGGGGAAAAAUAAAAUCUGUUUCAGUGACGAUGACAAGUGUGAAGACUUGGCAACUACUUUUGUUGCCGUUUGCGCUCGUCUCCGUAGGGAAAGCGGAUUGCCCACUGCCUGUUCUGGGUGGCAAAUAUGUCUUGACCUCGGAAUCCACACAGAAGAAUAAUUUCCCAGAGAAUUCAGAAGCUUCCCUGGAGUGUCCCAAUGGACACCUGAAAGAUUCUGGGUCAAAUGUAAUCACCUGCAGGGGUGGCAAGUGGAGUGACGUGGAACUAAUAUGCAAAAAGCGAGAUUGUGGUACACCUAAACCUUCACCACAUAUGACCUACAGCAUCUCAGAUGGAACAUUGUUUGGUGCAUAUGCAAGACCCAUAUGUGAAAGAGGGUAUUUUCUUGAAGGGUCAAGUCACAGGCAAUGUCUUGUCACUGGUUGGGGUGGAAAACAUAAAUGUAUACGGAUAACGUGUGAGCCACCUGUCAAAAUUGAACAUGGCAAGAUAAUGACAUACAAGGAAUCUCCUGAGCUUGAUGAUGUCAUUGAAUAUUCCUGCAAUGCUAACUACAUCCUCAUUGGAAACAAAUCCUUGACAUGUGGAGAAGAUGGGGAGUAUGAUUCACCACCACCAACAUGCGAAGAAAUCCAAACACAUACAACAGCAAGCAUCACCACAAAUAUAGCUACAAGCAUAGGCACAACCGCCUUACAUUUAGAUGAAAUCCAAACACAGACAACAGCAAGCAUCACUACAAAUAUAGCUACAAGCAUAGCCACAAUCGCCUUAAGUGUAUAUGACAUCAAAAUACAGACAACAGAAAAAAUUACCACAAACACAGAUACGACUAACAGCAGUGUAUAUGAAAGGAAUGAGGAACUGCCUGCUACAUAUUCACAAAGUAGUGUGAUUAUCAUUGGCAGUUGUUUUGGUGCAAUUCAUACAAUACUGGCGAAGAACAGAGGACAAAAGAGGAGUUAUGUCUAUAUAAAAGUCUCUAAACUCAAGGUACCUACCAGUGUCAAAAACUUCACAAGUCUCUUUAACAUUUUCUUUGUUGGUCAAAAUCAUCAAAUAACUUCAUCUCAAACUAAUAUACUGUAUUCAUUAGUUGUUAGUUCUGGCAUUAGUUGCAACUGGUCCAUUGUCUAUUCUUAGUUUGAUCUUAGAUUGUAUUAUAGCAGUUACAUGUUUUAUUUUCCUAAAUAUAUUUUCUCUGGAUUUUCAACUACAGGACACGUAAUCGGACAGCUCCUAUGUGCUAGGAUAUGUCUGUUCCUGCAAGUGGACACAAGUUGCACAGUAUUAACUCCUUAAAGCUGCCAUGUUUAUACUUUUUGGGUGAACUAUACCUUUAAUGUCAUCUACUUACCCUCACAUGGUUCCAAACCCGAAUUACUUGACUUUCUUCUGUGGAAUACAAAAAGAUACAUUUUGAAGAAAGUUUACACUGCUGUUUUCCAUACAACGAAAGUAAAUGGUGACUUAGGCUGUCAUUCUGUCUAAAAUCUUUUGUGUUCUACAGAAAGAAAGAAAAAAAGCCAUUGAGCUUUAGAACAACUUGAGGGUAAAUGAUGACAGAAUGCACAUUUUUGAGUGAACUAUCCCUUUAAUAAUGCACUUUCUAAACUAGAUGUUUUAUUUAUUUAUAAUUGCUAUGAAAUGUUGUACUUUUAUAAAAAUAGAAAUAAAAUACACUCCAGACAUUGCUUAAAUGAGAUCAUAUUUUUAUAAAGUAUGUUUGAUUAAAG